AUGUACGCCAUCGUGUCGAAAGCGUUCAAGGCUGGUAUGGCUGUCGGCCUGGCUCGCGGCGUCCUCGCCAUGCCACCGCCAACCACUCUUUCGCAGCACACAGAGACAGAAGUGGUCUCUACCAUGGCCUAUCAUUCAGUCUACCCGAUGCCCAGCGUCGAAGUCUCUGAUAUUUUCAGCAUACAGACUCAGACUGACGUGGACACCAUCCUUGUCCCAAGCCCUCUCAUCCCAGGUCCUAUCAUCACCACCGGCCUCCCGCCACUAAACUCGACACCAGCGUUCGAGAUGGUCAUCUCGGGCAAUGAUUCCGCCCGCGCCGCCGCCCUGUGGGAGGAGCACCCGGAGCUCGACAGCUCCAACUACUGCGACCUCGCGCACAAGGUCCUCUGGAAGUCCUGGAAGAUCAUCGCCAAGAGCGUGCCGGGAGAGCUCGUGCCCCACGUCUGCCACGACCUGUGGGACGGUCUCAAGGACGACAUCUGGUGCGCCGCGCCCAUCUAUGUGUGGUGCGGCCCCGGGCGCGGCGACCAGGGACUCGAGUGGUCGUUUGCGACCAGCUCGUUCUGCAGGCGGGCGUCUGUCGACCACGCCUGGUUCUCUGCUACCCGUAACGAGUAUGGUCGUAUGCAUUGCGUCCCGCCUAAGUAG
Molecule: messenger RNA, 651 nt
Organism: Microdochium trichocladiopsis
Lineage: Eukaryota; Fungi; Ascomycota; Sordariomycetes; Xylariales; Microdochiaceae
Exons: 1
Coding region: 1-651 (216 amino acids)
Source: RefSeq, a predicted model, not a curated record